CUCUAGGUCAUUCUCCCAGCCAGAGAGAGAGAGAGAGAGAGAGAGAGAGAGAGUGAGAGGGAGAGGGACAGAGAGAAUGGCGGCCUUCUCUUCAGCAAGAAGCGCUAUCCUGAAGCACCUGAGACUGAGAGCAAACGCUGUUUCUUCUCCGUUCCCUUCUUCUUCAUGUUGGUCGUCGUCGUCUCCUGCGCUGGUGCGUCUGCUGCGUUUCUACUCAGAGGAGGUGAGGGGUUCCUUCCUUGAUAAAUCCGAAGUCACCGAUCGGAUCAUUUCCGUCGUCAAAAACUUCCAGAAGGUCGACCCUUCCAAGGUAACUCCGACAUCUCAUUUCCAGAAUGACCUUGGCCUUGACAGCUUGGAUUCAGUGGAAAUUGUCAUGGCACUAGAAGAAGAAUUUGGGUUUGAAAUUCCAGAUAAUGAAGCUGAUAAGAUUGAUUCGAUCAACCUUGCAGUGGAAUUCAUAGCUUCUCACCCUCAAGCAAAAUGAUUUGCUCCAGAGUGUUCUGAUUCUACUCUGAUGUUGUUAAACACUGUUCCUUUGCUUCCUUCGUUAUUGAUGAGAAAAGAUGUGGGCGUCCCAUGCAUAUUUUGCCAAGAGGACAUUCGGACCAAGGUUAUGAAGUGCCUUUUACGUCUGCGCACGCUUGGUGAAAAUAAGUGCACAUGAAUCUGUACCAACCCCCAGAACGUUUUGACAGACUUCUAUACGGAGCGUUUUAUGUUUUCUUCUCCUCAAAACUACUUUUCCCUGGCAGGAUUUAGACUUGUAGAUCAAUGAAAUAGCUUGCUUAUGCAAAGUCUAUCGCCGUGUUUCUUAUCACUAAAAUGCUAGAGGUCCAUCUUUUAUUUUACACUUUAUACUUCUUUAUGUGCUUAAAUUUUAAAUGGGAGUUAAGAUUCCUGGGGUU
Messenger RNA from Nymphaea colorata (pocket water lily), 908 nucleotides. Its product is annotated as acyl carrier protein 2, mitochondrial. The record is from RefSeq and is a predicted model, not a curated record. The coding region runs from base 77 to 487 and encodes 136 amino acids. Gene Ontology annotation, molecular function: acyl carrier activity; acyl binding. The transcript is spliced from 2 exons. Gene Ontology annotation, biological process: fatty acid biosynthetic process. Gene Ontology annotation, cellular component: mitochondrion. NCBI's taxonomy places the organism in Eukaryota, Viridiplantae, Streptophyta, Magnoliopsida, Nymphaeales, Nymphaeaceae.